UUGUCAAAACGCAUAUUGGCAGAACGCAGUCGAAGACGAAGUAAAAACAGUGGGGCGCAUAGUGCAAAAGUUGAAUUUAAUUGCGUUUUUGAAGCAAAAGUGGUGUGUUUUUGAUAGCAUUUUUACAGCUGUUCCUCGCUACGAUAACCUGCGUUUACACAGUGUAUCAGCGCUGCAAACCCGUAUUUUGCAGCGGAGUGAAGUCGCGAAAGAAAUUCAGCAAACACCCUACAUCAGCCUGCUUGGAUGAUUCGAUCGGCAGCCUCGCACUGCUAAUUAAGUUGACGUCACUAUACACAGCCCGCUGGAUGUUUGCAAACUGGUUUUAAUUCGUCGCAUUCUUAUUAGCUAGUCACAAUGACGCGCGUUAAGGUUCUGUAUGAUUUCAGCGGCGAACCGAACUCAUCGGAGAUCUCGAUUACGGUGGACGAAGUGCUGACCGUCACAAACACGGACGUCGGUGAAGGAUGGUGGGAGGGUAUGAAUUCUCGCGGCCAGCGAGGCCUCUUUCCAGCGGCGUACGUUGAAACAAUUCCCGAGGCACCAUCGUUACCAUCUGGGCCGCCAAAAAUGCCACCACCACCAGCCGUUAUGACGGCUCAGCCGGUGGGCGUAUCGAAAUCCGGCUCACAGCAAACAAUCGGUGGUGGCAAUCGUUACGAUCAGACGGCGGACGAUUGGGGUGAGCAGCAGGACGAUUGGGACGACGAUUGGGAUGACGAUAAUGAAACGUAUUCGGAAAUUGGACCCGGUUCGAGUGCGGCCGGUCGUGCCAAUGGCCAGACGCAAUCCUAUCACCAGCAGCAGCCUGGUGUAACGUCCAGCUAUUACGCCAACGCGAAUUUGCCUGCCCCACCGCCAUCCGACGGGGACACGAUGUCGCUCGCAUCGGUAGCGACCACGGUUGGCGGUGGCCGGUCACGUGCUGCCGGUACGGGCAAAAUUUUCACCAAAUCCGGCGACAACUAUCUGAUCGGGAUGCCGGUACCGGAUGUAUCGGAAGCGGACCGUGUGCACGUGCUGCUGAUGGAGCACGGCAUUGUGUGGAAACCGAUGCGCGACUCAUACACCGUGUCGGUCGAUUCGCCCAAAAAGGAGAAAAAGUUCAACGGUCUAAAAAGCUUCAUCGCGUAUCAGCUGACGCCAUCGUUUAACAAUAUUCCGGUGGCGCGCCGUUACAAGCAUUUUGACUGGCUGCACGAGCGGCUGGUCGAGAAGUUCUGUCUCAUUCCGAUUCCGCCGCUGCCGGACAAACAGAUAUCGGGCCGGUACGAUGAGGAGUUCGUCGAGCAUCGGCGGAUACAGCUGCAGGAGUUUGUCGACUGGAUGUGUCGCCAUCCCGUACUGUCCACGUGCGGUGUGUGGAUGCAUUUCCUUACCUGCACGGACGAGAAGAAAUGGAAGACGGGCAAACGGACGGCGGAGAAAGAUCCACUAGUCGGUACGAUGUUCUGUGCGUCCGUGUUUCCGCCGGAAAAGACACUGCUGCAAUCGCUGGUCGAACCACAGGUGGAAGCUGCCGGCCAGUUUGUGCCGCAGAUGGAUGCGGCCGUAAAGACGCUGUUUGCCAUCUGUGGCGAUCAGUCGAAAAAGUUUCAGGUCCAGUGGAAGAAAGAGUACCAGCGCAUUGGGGAAGGAUUUUCCGAGCUGGCACGUGCCCUAGCGGUAGACGAACGGCGUGCCGUUACGCCGCUCAGUAUGUCGAGCUCGGUCGGACAGGCGGCCGGUGUGUUUAUUAGCAUCGGUCAGCUAUUUGGCGAGCAACCAAAGCAUGACUUCAUACCAUUCUCGGACCGGUUGCACAUUUACCGCGGGCUGCUCGCCGGCUGGCCCGAUACACUCGGCGAGUAUCGGAACGCGGUCCAGAAGCGUAAGGAUUGUGAGCGUUUGACGGCGGAACAGAAGAUGGAGAAUGGGCAGAUGCAGGAGGUGACCCGUCGCGUUGACGUAAUGUCGUACGCACUGUUGGCCGAGAUGUCACACUUCCGGGAGGAGCGUGACACACAUCUGAAGGACACGAUACGCAACUUUAUCGGGGCACAGAUUGACUUUUACAAAUCGAUCGUGCAAAAGCUCGAGCAGGCGCAAACUCACUUUUAAGCGAUAUGGUUUCAUAUGGAAAGGAAGGAUUUGUUCGCAGUUAAGAACCGUAUGAACAUAAGAGUGCCUUGAGAGCGUAGAACUAACCAAACCUCAUUUGCAUACACACGGAUAAAACACAAGGACACACGCGUUUAAUCGCUGCAUUCCAGAAUUAGCUAGCGUUUGACGUACGCAACGAUGCAACGGAGAAUCGGAGCUUUUUUUUCUUCCAGUAUACGCUAUCAGAAAUCUGUUAUCGUUUUUCGUCUGACUGUUGGUACAGUGCAAAUGUUCCUUUUUUUUGGACAACAUUUUCUAAACACGGACAUUGCGCUGUUUCCAGCAGAUCCCAACGCUGGCGCUAGAUAGUUGCGCAUACAUAGUUGUACGAAUAGCCGGAGAGUGUGCGUUCGAGCGAUAGUAGCAAUCACAUUAAAGCCUUAAGAUAUCACGGGGUAGCGUGUUGAUGAACGAGUACUACCACUAGUUAUGGUUGGCCUUAACCGACAAGGGGUUUUGAGCCCCAUGUGUGACUCCGACGUGACACCAAAGGGAGGAAGAAGGAUGAACCAAUGGGGAGUAGACGUUCCGAGCAGUAGUAGUGUGAUAUAUGUAGCCAUUCGGUGAGGAGCGCAAGAAAAAGAAGUCGGUGUCGAACAAAAACAAACAAACAUAAUGGACGGAAUGGAAUUGUAAUAAAAAAUUAGGAUUAAAGCAAGAAGAGCAUUAUAAAUA
Molecule: messenger RNA, 2817 nt
Organism: Anopheles funestus (African malaria mosquito)
Lineage: Eukaryota; Metazoa; Arthropoda; Insecta; Diptera; Culicidae
Gene: SH3PX1
Product: sorting nexin lst-4
Exons: 2
Coding region: 358-2100 (580 amino acids)
Biological process (GO): endosomal transport; plasma membrane tubulation; mitotic cell cycle
Cellular component (GO): plasma membrane; cytoplasmic vesicle
Molecular function (GO): protein binding; phosphatidylinositol binding
Source: RefSeq, a predicted model, not a curated record